AGAGCAGGCGCAGGCGCAGAAAAGUUAGGAACAAUCGGGACUCCUUUCUCUUUUCAGAAAGGGAAACGAGAAGGAGCAUUUUUUGUGCUAGAGCGUCACCGUAUAGACGGGCUAUUUCCGGGAUUGGUGCAAAAAAGAGGGGAGGGGAGCGGCGCGGGCGGCUUGAACGAGAAUGGCGGCCGUUCCAAUGGAAGAGAGCUCGUUGUCCUUCGCGGUGUCCCCCGCGAGUCCCCCUGGGGUCGGGAAGAAGGAAGGGCCGGGCGCGGAAGAGCUGCCCAUGGUGUUCCUGUGUGCCGGGUGCAAACGCCCCGUCGGAGAUACGCUCAGCUGGGAGACCAACGACGACGACACCGACUGCAUCUUGCUGAACAGUGUGACUCUCAAUGUAUCAGUGGACAAGGAGCAAAAACUUUCAACCCAAGCAGGUGAAUAUGGCUGCCUGCUUGAAACCUUGUUUUGUUCUGGGUGCAACAAAAUACUUGGAAGCAUUUACAGAUGUACCCCAAGACAUCUUGACUAUAAACGAGAUUUGUUUUGCUUAAAUGUUGACUCUCUAGAAAGUUAUACUCUAGGGUCUUCUGAACAGAAAGCUGAAACUGAUGAAGAACCUCUUACACUUGAAAGUCGGGCUAGCUUAGAAGAAUCACUAGAAAGGGCAGAAACAAUAUUAAAAGCAUUGGAGCAACGAUUGUCUGUUGUUGAAUCAAGUUUUGCAUCUCUUCACCACAUUGGCUGAAAAAUAUUAUGAGCAUUACCAACAUUAAUACUGAAACAUAGUCUUGGCAUACUUAUUAGGAAGUUUGUUAAUUUACAGAAGGAUUGUACAUUUAAAAACAUGAAGCAUGCUUGGUGUCAGGCUUCUCAGGAAGCAAAACACUUCAGGGUAAUUGAUAACAUUCUUCAGAAAUUCUAUUCAGAAGAAAUGUUCAUCCUACCUUCUGCUUCUAUAUUUGUAUAGGACAAAAUCCUAUUACUUAGCCUAGUAAAUCACAGUAGUCUAAUUAAAUUAGUGGGGAUUUGAUGAGUUAGCAACUCCAUUAAGCUCUGUUGAUUCCAAUGGGCCUAUUCUGUGAUUUACUAUGCUAAAGUAAGUUGCAGUUGGAGUAGGCCCAUUUGAAUCAGUGGAACUUAUGGAAGACUGUUUCACUGAAUCCACAUUGUGUUAAUGAAACUACUCUAAUGUAAUUUACUACGCUAAGCAACAGGAUUUGGGCCACUAUGGCUGACUUUGUUUUGUCACAUUAGGGAGGAGUGUAGCUAACUUGUUUUUUCCAGAGAAUGUGGUAUCUGGAAGGACUAGAUGCCCAAUAAGUCAAUGGAAUGGUACCUGAACCUUCCAUAAAUGGUUGGAGCUAUUCAGUCUUCUGCUAGUGGGUCAUUUUUGUAUAGUGUACAGAGUAAUUGCUGAAGCCUGUAUUUGUGCAGCUUUUCAUACUUUAGCUGAACAUGUUUAAAUGUUAUAUCCUAUGAUACUUAAUGUUUGAAAAUAAGGUUUAGACCUUCCUGAAAUUCUGGACAAUUUUUUUAAGUGCAACCUUAUUUUUGCCAGUAAAAUAACUUGAAAAUAUUACAGAACUUGAACAUUUUGAAAUUGUAUAUGCAUUAAUUUGAAGGAACUGUUUUCUAAUAUCUUAAGAAUGCAAUUUAGUUAAGAUACAUGAAUAAAUGUAAAUAAACAGUGAUGUAAAUAUUUCAAUAAGCACAGGGAUUUGUAAUUGAUCUGGAAUGUAUAACUCAGUUGAACUGUUGUAGCUGUACUUUUUCAUAGUCACCUCAUUCCCUAGAAUUGAAGCUUCAUGCUGACUGCCAAAUAUCAAUGCCUUUCAUGUUCCAAAUAACCUAGGUAGCAUUAGUCAUCAUAAUUCUCAUAAUGUUGUAGGACAUUCUGUUCAUAUAAUUGGGGCACAUUGUGUAGCUUUAUCCUUAUUUACUCUUUCUUCAAAAUUUAAAAAGAAGAACCUUUCAUCAACAAAAAGUUUGCAGAGCAGGUACUUAUAUAUAGUUAUAACUUUAGCUGUUGUCAAGCAAACAUAGUUUCAUCUACAGAAAAGCAGAAGACUCUAUGAUAUCUUAAAGGAGAACAAUUUUAUUAUCAGGUUUUGUUCCUGAGUUGUUUUGAAAAGAUAGUAUAUUGGCAGGUUUAAUACCAAUGAAAAUAAUUAAUUAUUAUUUAAAUACUAUAUAGUAUUUAUUUAGUAUUGUUUUCUGGAUCACUUAUAUAAAAUAAUAUCUGAACAAUAUACAAUGAAACGUAUAACAUCCAAAAAAUAUAAAAUCCAGGACUAGGAAAGUCUAAGCAAACCAGGUCAUUCUUAGAAGACUUUGCCUCCUGGAUGUCAGUAGCAAUUUGACUUGCAUUAAAAGGGCAAAAUAUGGCACUCCAGAUGUUGAGAGAUUGUGACUUUGAAUGUGCACCAUUGACUACAAUACCCAGAGCUGAUAGGAGUCCUCCAGGGCUAAAAGACUGCAUUUCCUCACCUCUGGCUUAGAUUCUAAAACAACAUGUUAAGGUUAAGGGUCCCCUUGACAAUUUUUGUCCAGUCGUGUUCGACUCUAGGGGGCGGUGCUCACCCCCGUUUCCAAGCC
Molecule: messenger RNA, 2586 nt
Organism: Pogona vitticeps (central bearded dragon)
Lineage: Eukaryota; Metazoa; Chordata; Lepidosauria; Squamata; Agamidae
Source: RefSeq, a predicted model, not a curated record